This is a messenger RNA of Schistocerca gregaria, 749 nucleotides long. Its product is annotated as superoxide dismutase [Fe]-like. The coding region runs from base 36 to 749 and encodes 237 amino acids. The transcript is spliced from 4 exons. Lineage: Eukaryota; Metazoa; Arthropoda; Insecta; Orthoptera; Acrididae. The record is from RefSeq and is a predicted model, not a curated record. Gene Ontology annotation, biological process: superoxide metabolic process. Gene Ontology annotation, molecular function: metal ion binding; superoxide dismutase activity.
CCUCGGCCAGCUCCCCAGCACUUCCCCUGUGGGCCAUGUUCCAAACCUCCGCUUUCAAAAACCUAAAACCCAGGCAUGCGACCUCCUCACCCCGUCCGGCUGCAACUCCCAACAUCUCGCGCCCUCUAUUUGUCCUCCCCAAACUGCCCUACAAAAUCGAUUGCGGCCUGUCUCCUCUGUGGAGCCCCAAGGAGAUAAAUAUCCACUAUAACAAACUGCACUUGGGAUACGUCAUCAAAGCCAACCACUAUGUCGAACCCUCCAGGUUUGAACUCCUGCCGCUCGACGACGUCGUCCGUCGCAGCUCGAAAAAAAUAGUAGACGCUCAAAUCAACGCGUUCUGCUCCCAUCUGUGGAACCACAACUUCAUGUGGAACACCCUAACGCCCUCCUAUAGACCACCUUCCGAAACCAUGAUGGAGAACUUUCGUGUACACUUCAACGGCUUCGAGUCUUUCAAAAAACGCUUCACCAAGUAUGCUCUCGCCCUCCAUGGAUGCGGCAACACCUGGCUCGUCGACAUGGACGGACAAUGGGAAAUCAUAAACACCUACAACUCCCAGUGCGCUCUGUCAAUUCCAAAGGCAGUUCCCUUGCUCAUCCUCGACCUGUGGGAACAUGCCUACUACGGCGACUACGAAGACAGACGACCGGAGUACAUAGAGAACUGGUGGAAAGUAGUCAAUUGGAACUACGUCGAAGAAAAAUGGAAAAGCAUCGAUCGCACUGUGGAACACGUUUAUGAUUAA